Molecule: messenger RNA, 1002 nt
Organism: Cokeromyces recurvatus
Lineage: Eukaryota; Fungi; Mucoromycota; Mucoromycetes; Mucorales; Mucoraceae
Exons: 3
Coding region: 14-916 (300 amino acids)
Source: RefSeq, a predicted model, not a curated record
CUCGUAUAUUUAAAUGACUAGUAGAUAUCGUGAAAGAAAAUAUAAUACUUCUGAUAAUGAUCGUUUAUUAAGAGCAUUGUCACAACCUGUUCAAGCAUGGGAUAAAAAAUGGACACAGCAUUCAAAUUCAAAGAAUCUUCAGACAUUCAAAUGGAUGAAGUCUGACAGAGUUAUAGAAUUUGAAGAGGAUGAAGAUGAAAUUGAGCGAGAAUCAAUGGAGGUUGAACAAACACCUGCUAAAGACAUAAUAAUAGACACAGAAGUAAAAGACGAGCAAAUAGCUACUAAUAAAACUACAAGUGAAACAAGUAGUACUCCUGAUAAAACUAAUGAAACUAAUGCUAAACACGAAAAUGUUGGUGAUAAACAGCCAGAUUCACUUUCAUCUAAUCUAUUAAAAGACACUAUUCCUGGAGGACCAAGUAGUUUAAUUUUAACAAAUAAAGUUGUCUCUUCAGUACAACAGCAAGAUGAUGACGAUGAUGAUGAACAGAGAUCUCAAACGCCUAAUUUAGAUGAUAUUUCGGAUGUUGAAGAUCCUAAUGCUAACAAUGAUGACAGUAAUGAUGUAGAUAGUGUCAAUGAUCCAUCAAAGCAUCCGGCAUUAGCUCCUCAUGCACAACCUCAUUUAACUGAUGAUGACAUGACAGAUUCAGCAGCUGCUACACCACAAACAACAACUGAUAGUAACACACCAAUGACAAUAUUAGGAGAUGACACUAUGCCCGAAACAAAUAAUAAUAAUAAUCAACAUAUCCAGACUGGUCCUCAUCCAUUAAGUCAAGAAAUUCUUACAGGUGCAACUGCUUUUAUAAAUAAUGCAGAUGUCAAUCCUUUAAAUAAUACUUUAACCGAUGUUCAAGCACCAGAAGAUAAUGUUACUACACAUCAACCACUUGAGACUAUGGAAGAAUAAUUUAUAGAUUAUAUUCUUUUUUUUUUAAAAAAAAAAAUAUGUUAAUAAACUAAUUUCAGAUAAAUUAUGAAAUACGCGACUUUAAA